Aspergillus heteromorphus CBS 117.55 is the source of this 679-nucleotide messenger RNA. RefSeq lists its product as uncharacterized. The annotation marks the transcript as partial. The transcript has a single exon. NCBI's taxonomy places the organism in Eukaryota, Fungi, Ascomycota, Eurotiomycetes, Eurotiales, Aspergillaceae. The record is from RefSeq and is a predicted model, not a curated record.
UAUACUUGAAGAUCAAAAAGACCGGUUGUGGCGCCCACCUUGUGACCACCGCAGAUCCCUACAUCUCUACUCAGUCAUCACCAGCCCAGACUGGCCUGGCCCUUUACUCUUUCUUCUCCUCUCCUCUAGCUAUACCACGCCCUCUACUCUACUCUACUCUACUCUACUCUACUCUACUCUACUCUACUCUACUCAACUCUACUCCACUCCACUCCCACGAUCAACACCCAUCAUUAACACACUACUAACCGGCCAUCGCCACUCCCAAAAGACACAAUGCCACCAAACCUCCCCCUCAAACAUCCUCGUCCCUUCACCCACCCCUUCACCCCGACCUUCACCCGCCCCAUCUCCCUCCUCCCCCGCCGCCACCACAACCACCCCCGAACCCCAUCCCCUCCACCCACACCCCCCUCUCAUCCCCAGCCUACAGCUUUGACAAUCACAACAACAACAACAACAGCUACGGUCUCGGCAUCCCCUCCCUCCUCCGCGCCCUCGAAGACCUCACCACAACCCCGCUCUCCCUCCCCCUCCCCCUCCCUCACAGCCCGCGCUUCGACGUCCGCGAAACCAAGUCCGCCUUCCACCUGCACGGCGACUUUCCUGGCGUGAAACGGGAGGAUCUCACCGUUGAGUUUGUGGAUGCGGGGACGUUGUGUAUUUCGGGGCGGGUGGG